CAAACUCCCAAAUUCUCAGGGCAGGGCAAGAACAGGAUUGCUCGCGUGCCUGGUUAUACGCUAAGCUUGAUUUGUGAGCACUAGCACCAAAAAUCAUUCAUAUCCAUCAUAUCAAUCCAAUUCAAUUUGUCUGGCCUCUGCAAGUGCGACCGACCGACCGACCAUAGGGAUUGUAUAUUACAACUCCACUCUUACUAUUCACACUACUGCAGCUUUUGUAGGAAGAAAAAGGACAAAAGAAUCAAGCGGAGUUCUUCUUCCCAGCUUUCGUCAUAACACAAUACAAUUCAAUCCUGAACUAACUUGGUGAAAGACUAUUUCUGUUUCUUUUAAACAAGAAAAAAAGGUUUACCAAAUAAAUCUCAACAUCAAAGGAUAACACAAUCAACACAUUGCAUCGCAUCAACAAAACCUUCCAACUCCACUGCACAAGCUUAUCAUCAUCAAAAGCAUCCUCGACUAUCUUCCUUCUCCGAUACACAACCAUCAAACUUUACACUUAUUAUGUCCGAUUUUCCCUCCAACGUCAGUACAACUUCUAACGAAGGGACUACUAACACAAUGGAGAACGCAAAGAACGCAGUUUAUGACAGUGAGGUAAGCUACAUCUAUCUAUCAAUGAAAUCACCCAAGUUUGCAUCGCUAACCAUGAGACAGUCCAGAAGUUCGCACAUUGAUAUCACUAUAGAAAAUAAACUAAUCAGUCAAUCCAGAUGCAUCUGCAGCUGCUAACACUGUCGGAAACCAUCCCUUCACUCAAAGUGUCGUAAAUGGUACGUUGAACUUUAGCAGAUAUCCUCCAUGACUAUCAUACUGACUUCCUCGCGAUAGGCCCAGUGGCAGAUAAUGUACGAGAGCAACAUCAAAAGACUCAAGCUGAAUUUUCCAACCUCGCAAAUUCCCGCACCACUCCUUCCAAUACAACAGCUACAGGUCAACAACUCACACAUUACCAUUCAUUUUUCUCCAACUUAUUAUCAUGGAAAAAUCCUCGUGCAUCCGGAAUUGCAUACCUCUCCACGGUUGCAUUCAUUUUCGCAGCGAGAUAUCUUGAUAUCCUCCGAUAUUCAUUCAAGGUUACAUACAUGGCUUUGUUUGUGACUGUUCUCGCAGAAGCUCUUGGAAAGCUAGCUUUUUCGCAUGGUCUUACAUCCCAGUUUAGACCUAAGAAAUACUAUACUCUUUCAAAAGAGACUCUUGACAACUUACUCGGCGAUGUACAUGAGCUCAUCAACUUCUUCGUCAUUGAGUCGCAACGUAUUCUCUUCGCCGAGAAUCUCUUUGUUUCUCUGACUGUAAGAUAAUCCCAGAUUCCUUACCAUGAAUUAUAAAGUGCUAACCAAAAUAGGCCUUGAUCGGAUCUUUCAUUUCCUACUAUUUGAUCAAGCUUAUUCCAUUCUGGGGUCUCUCUCUCAUCUUCACCUCCGUCCUUUUUAUCUGCCCACUUAUCUACAAGACCAACAAGGAACUCAUCGACAAUCUCCUUGCUCAAGCCUCCAGCGUCGUCAACCAACAAACUAAACAAGUUAAACAACUCGCCAGUCAACACGCAGCCCAUGUUGCCGAGACCACCAAGCAAUACGCUGGGGAGUAUGCACACAAAGCACAAGAGAUUAUUGGAAGUGCCAGAAGCCGCUCUGGAUCUCCAGAGGCUAGCAGAGUUACCUCUUCCCCAAUAACAACAAAGAUCAAUGGCAUCAAGGAGGAGGAUUUCCCAGAAGCACCAAAAGAGGAUUUCAAGGCUACCAUGCCCAGUGAGAGCGAGCCACUCAUUGCCGCAUAAAUUUAACGACAUGGCGAAAGAGGAACCUUUUACAACUCUGGUGAAGAGAGAUCAAUCUUUUUGAUUGGAGGUCCAAAUACAAAAGUGAAAAGUUAUAUCAUGAGGUUAGCUGAAUGAAAACAAGGGGUCAAAGGAAAUCACGAAGAUUGAUAUGAAUAUGGAGGAUUACCAUGUUACAAGGUCCAAUUAAGGAAAUAUGGGGACUAAGCACGAAACUUAGGGCACAUUUCGUUAUGUGAAGCUUUUUCUCUUUUCUUUUUGUUAACUUGCGGGGCUAAUUUAGUUCUGUCGGUCGCUGCCUUUUGGUUUUUUCCCCCAAGUACUUGUCUUUUAAUGGGAUGGAUGGAAUGGAGUGGUAUGGGUGGAUAGGAAUGAAGUUAUGGUUAUUGAUGAUAUCUCAUAGGGUAGCGUUUGCGUUGUUUACGGACCUAGGGCAUUAUAGUUCUUACGUUUUUCUAAAAUUGAUAAAAUUAUAAAUCUUUGU
Messenger RNA from Sclerotinia trifoliorum, 2267 nucleotides. The record is from the annotation of a GenBank genome assembly. Lineage: Eukaryota; Fungi; Ascomycota; Leotiomycetes; Helotiales; Sclerotiniaceae.